Molecule: messenger RNA, 2250 nt
Organism: Lecanosticta acicola
Lineage: Eukaryota; Fungi; Ascomycota; Dothideomycetes; Mycosphaerellales; Mycosphaerellaceae
Source: the annotation of a GenBank genome assembly
AUGCCUCACUACACUGUCCGCGUCGAGACACAAUCCGGCCGCAAUUCGCCCAAACCUCCUCCAACCCGCGUCUACAACGUGAGCGAACCUCCCUAUUACGGCCAGCUCGAAACCGACAAAUCCGCAUACCGAAACAGCAACCCCGACACCGCGAUUGUCAUCGAUAAUGGCUCCUCUUCCGUGCGCGCAGGCUGGCAAACCGACGCCUCACCGCGCCUGCAAUUCCCGCCUCUCAUGGCGCGCUACACAGAUCGCAAACUCAACCGCAAGCUCUGCUUCAUCGGAAGCGAAAUCUACUUUGAUGGAACGGCGCGCGGUCAAGCGAAGAACAUAUACGAGCCAGGAAGUAAUAUUGUGAACAAUUGGGAUGUGCAAGAAGGGAUUCUGGAUUACAUCUUCCUCAAAUUCGGAAUGGAAGAUGUGGUGGAUCGGCCGAUUGUGAUGACGGAACCGCUCGCGAACUUGGGAUACACAAGAAAGGUCAUGAGCGAGAUUAUGUUUGAGCUGUAUAAUGUUCCCAGCGUGGCGUACGGGGUGGAUUCGCUGUUUAGUUACAGCUAUAAUGAGGGCAAGACCGGGCUGGUGGUCUCAAGCGCCAACAUGAGUACGCAUCUGAUCCCCGUGGUGGACAAGCAACCGCUUAUCAGUCACGCGACGAGAUUGGAUUGGGGACGGGCACAGUGCGCGGAGUACUUGACAAGGUUGUUGAAGGCAAAAUAUCCAGGGCUUUUGACGUCUGGCAAGGUCAACGAGACCCAGAUAGAGGAGCUGGUGCGGUCGCAUUGCUACGUCAGCCAGGACUACGAUAACGAGGCCAUCCGAUUGCUGGAUUGGACGGGACUGGAGGACCGCGAUCACGUCGUGCAGCUGCCGUUUCAGGAGAAAGAGGUUGUGCAGAAGACCGAGGAAGAACUGAGGAUAGCGGAGGAGAAGCGGAAGGAGUCUGGCCGGAGAUUACAAGAACAGGCGGCGAAGAUGCGGCUGGAGAAGCUGGUACGGAAAGAGCAAGAACUCGAGUACUACAAACAGGUUCAGCAGCAGAUUGCGGAGGCUGUCACGAAGAAGGAAAUCAGGGCUUUGCUAGAGGAAGAAGAGUUCAGGGAUGAGAAUCAGCUGGAUAAGAAGAUCAAAGAAAUGGAGAAGAGCAUCCGAAAGCAACGGAACAAGGACGUUGGCGAUCUAGAGGAAGAAGCAGAGGAGCCUCCAACAUACCCACUUCUAGGUAUUCCUGACGAGGAGCUUGACGAGGACGGUCUUAAGCAAAAGCGCCAACAACGACUCCUUAAGAGCAACCACGAAGCCCGCGCCCGAGCCAAAGCAGAGAAAGAGGCUGAAAAAGCCCGUCAAGCAGAAAUUCAACGUCUUGACGAUGAAAGACGAGAGAAUGAUCUCGAUUCCUGGAUUGCAGAACGCCGGGCAGAACGGCAAGCUACAAUCCAAAAGAUCAAAGAACGUGAUCGUCUCAAAGCGGAUCUCGGAAACCGCAAAUCUCAAGCCAGCCAAAUGCGAAUGAAGCACAUCGCCAAUCUUGCAUCAGACAAUCCACACGGUCGGAAGCGAAGACGCGGCGGUAAUGACGACGACGGAUUCGGAGCGGACGACGCAGACUGGAUGAUCUACCGGGAAAUUCAACAAGGCAAGAACGACGACGACGAUGACGACGAAGAGGAAGACUUCGCUACACAACUCAAGAGCAUUGAAGCUCAACUCCUGAAACACGAUCCGGACUUCACAGAACACAGUACACAAGAGGCACAGAAGGACUGGACGAAAUCCCUGCUCCAUGCUUUCUCAAGAGGCCCGUGGCCGUUUGAUCCCGAAUCUGCAAGGGAGUCCAAUCAGUUCCAUCUCAAUGUCGAAAGGAUCCGCGUGCCGGAGGUGGUGUUUCAGCCUUCGAUUGCGGGUGUAGAUCAAGCGGGCAUCGUCGAGAUUGCGGAGGAUAUCCUCAUGCAGCGACUUUCAGGCCAUCCCUCUCGAGAUACCAUACUGAAGGACGUCUUCAUCACGGGUGGCUACGCUCUGUUCAAGGGGUUUGAGGAGCGGCUGCGAGAUGAGUUGCGAGCGGUCUUGCCUGCGGAUGUUCAGCUGGGGUUGAGGAAAGCGAAGGAUCCGGUGCUGGAUGCUUGGAGAGGAGCUGCAAAAUGGGCUAAUAGCAGGGAGAGUCGGCAGAGUUUUGUGAGCAAGGCGGAGUAUCUGGAAAAAGGGGGAGAGUAUAUCAAGGAGCAUAAUCUGGGGAAUGUUUACAGCUAG